Molecule: messenger RNA, 1149 nt
Organism: Diaporthe citri
Lineage: Eukaryota; Fungi; Ascomycota; Sordariomycetes; Diaporthales; Diaporthaceae
Exons: 3
Coding region: 1-1149 (382 amino acids)
Cellular component (GO): cytoplasm
Molecular function (GO): saccharopine dehydrogenase (NAD+, L-lysine-forming) activity
Source: RefSeq, a predicted model, not a curated record
AUGGCGCCCACCGUCCUCCACCUUCGCGCCGAGACCAAGCCUCUCGAGCACCGCUCCGCCCUGACGCCCACGACCGCGAAGGCCCUCAUCGACGCCGGCUACGAGGUCCACGUCGAGAAGGGCAGCGGCGUCAAGUCCGGCACCACGCGCAUCUUCGACGACGCCGAGUUCGAGAAGGUCGGCGCCAAGAUCGUCGAGGAGGAGUCGUGGGUCGACGCGCCUGCCGACCACAUCAUCGUCGGCCUCAAGGAGCUGCGCGAGGAGACCUUCCCCCUCAAGCACGUCCACGUCCAGUUCGCCCACUGCUACAAGGGCCAGGAGAACUGGGACCAGGUCCUGGCGCGCUUCCCCCGCGGCGGUGGUACCCUACUGGACCUGGAGUUCCUGGCGGACCCCAAGACGGGGAGGCGUGUUGCCGCUUUUGGAUACCACGCUGGUUUCGCCGGAGCUGCGCUUGCCCUGGAGAACUGGGCAUGGCAGUUGACCAACCCAUCCGAGCCCUUGCACAGCGUUUCCUCAUACCCCAAUGAGAAUGAGCUCAUUGCAAAUGUCAAGAAGGAGCUGGCGGAUGGACAGAAGAAGGUCGGCCGCCUGCCCCGGGUCAUCGUCAUUGGCGCACUGGGUCGCUGCGGCAAGGGAGCAGUGGACAUGUGCCUCCGCGCAGGUGUGCCCGAGGAGAACAUCCUCAAGUGGGACAUGGCAGAGACAGCCAAGGGCGGCCCUUUCAAGGAGAUCACCGACAGCGAUGUCUUCAUCAACUGCAUCUACCUGGCUUCCAAGAUCCCCCACUUCGUCAACACCGAGUCUCUCAACGCGGCUGGUGCUGACCGCAAGCUGUCCGUCGUCUGCGACGUCUCCGCCGACACCACCAACCCCUUCAACCCCGUGCCAAUCUACAGCAUUGCUACGACCUUCGACAAGCCCACCGUCCCCGUUCACUCGCUGGAGCAGGGCCCUCCUCUGUCGGUCAUCAGCAUUGACCACUUGCCAUCGCUGCUGCCGCGCGAGGCUUCCGAGGCGUUCAGCAAUGACUUGCUGCCUCACCUGCUCAAGCUGAACGACUGGCGGAAUGACCCAGUCUGGGCCGGUGCUGACAAGCUGUUCAAGGAGAAGGUGGCUACCCUUCCCCCUUCAGCUCUGGAGAAGUGA